AUAACCUCAGUGCCUAAUCCGUAACCCGCCUAAUCUAAUUUGGGGCCUUAUGGGGACGCGGGACAAAAGUCCCACCGGGAGUAGUUGUCUGGUUGGCAAAGUAUUGAUCGAAGAUUUGCCCAAACGAGCUAUUUCUCACAAUGACAUACGUGAUUGGUUAAAAAAGUAUGGAUGCAUUUCAGAAAUCGUAAUAUAUCCACGCUGCUUGCUUGUUCAGUUCGACUCGGAUAUCGAGGCCGCUGGUGCUGUUCAGUGCGAAAAUGGGGCUUCACUCUUUGGCACUAAAGUCUCUCUAAAGCAUGUGGAAGCCGGUGAUUUAAAGGCGCUGCGUCGUGCAGGCCCACCAAUUGAUCGGUUUUCCACAAAUUUGCAACGGAGUUUCGGAUCCAUCUCUGGUCGUGAUCGCGACCGGGAUAAAAGUCGUGGGUCCUUGCGCCGUGACCGUUUCCGAGGUCGAACUAAGUCUCCGGACAACAAACGUUCACGUGAGAUCUCACCGCGUCGACACUCAAGGUCACCAAUGUAAGUUUUUCUGAUGAGUUCUACUGUCUCCACAUUUCCGUAUGCAAGUAGUGAUAGUAUGUUGCUUAUGCUACGUUCUCAAGGAUCGUCAUAUUUUUGCUAUCAUACUAACAGUGAGUUCUAUCGAAGAUUCUUCUGGAAAUUUUUUAUUGUUUUAAUAAUAGAAAUAUGUAUUAAGGAUGCUGUUUUGCAACGUGGUAGUUCUCCCUAGAUUGAAGAGUAUUUCUCAUUGUUGUCUUGUCAUAUGAACAUUUGGAUUACUUUAAAAUGUCGGAAACUGUUCGUGGACGUCAACAACUUCGUUUCAAUUGGCCAGUAAAUAAAUAUAUUCUCACCUGUAAUUCAGACGGAAAAACAAUAACAGCUGGGAGAGAAAUCGAUUAGGAUGCCCCAUGAUUUCAAAGAGGAUGAGGUAGGUAAACAGGGCACCAUCGAGAGCCGUUUGAGGAAGUUGUUAGUGAAGCUAUUUCUAAGGGCAGUUCAUAUAUCAGUAAAUUUCGAGAUAACUGUAUUCUAAAUAGAAGUUAGAUCUCAGAUGCACAACACAUAAAACUGACUCCCACACUUGGCUGUUCUGUGACUUCAAAGUAGUAUUUGAUUCUGUCAGUAGAAAGGCCUUAAGACGUAAAGAAUGAACAACUAUUACGAUGUCCUCAGAAUUCAUAAGAAAUUGUGAUCGGAAUUGAUACAAACCUGUUUUAAUCAUCAGCGGCAUUAACCUCUGCCAAUCCUGUCCAUCUUUGCCAUGAAUAAUCUACUAAACGUAACUUUUCAAGAGUUGGUCACCAAAUACUGCACAACGCGUACUGAUCGGCGUACAGUUCAUCCACUAAACUGGCUAUCAGAAGUUGCUGAACGAGACAAAAAGCUAAAUGGAUCCAGUCUUCUUGGUCCUGCCGAUAAAUCAACUGAAAAACCUAUCGUCAAAUCACCACCUUAUAUGGUGGCAAUAAUAACCGUCCAGCAUGAUCUUGUUCCAUAUGCUGAAAUUAUAGAACAACGUGUCACUAAAAGUCUAACUACACCAGGAAGUCCUUCUGUUACUCAUAUAGUAGUUCUACUGUCUGUAGAUCAUCUUAGCCCAUGCCUAGCUGACCUUACCAAGGAUGGUGUUCCGUUCGCGAUCAUUUGCACUAUGACUAAUUGGGCACACAACUCGUGCACAUUACGCAUUCUUUACGCUCCAACCCAACAAGAGCAUCGUAAUAUGCCUUUGGAUGAUGCAUUAAUCCUACUUCAUCGAGAAUACUCUGCAUAUACGACAAGCAGUAAAGAAGAGGUUGAUACUGCUCCUCCAGACGAUGCCAAUUUUUUGCCACCUAGUCGCCAUUUAGCUUCCCUACUUCAUAUGCUGGCUGAUUCUCGUGUUCUAAGUGUUGGAGAGUUAGACGAGAUCACUGUUUUUGUCCAGGAGCGAAAGCGUCGUCUGGAAGGCCGACGAAAUGCCAACAGUGAUGCCGGUGCAUGCAGUGAAAAUACAGCUGAGCUCAAGUCAAGAAUUUUAAGCAUGCUUUAUCCUCAGCCUGUUAGCUCUACUGUAACUACAAACACUGCUUCUUCCAAUGUACCAGUUGACGCGGCUCAUCAAACUCAAGAUUUAACAGCUACUAGUAUUGGAAGUAAAUUAGCUGAAAACUUGACUAACCCUAUUGUACAAAAAGCCAUAGAUACGUUAAUGUCAUAUCCUUCAAACUCUGUGCCUCAAACUGCAACGCAAAAGUCGCUUAGCUCUAUGGAUACACAAAAUAUGCAAUCUAAGAACUCUUUUCGCAACAAUAUAAAGCCUCAUUCUUCUUUAGCGAUUGCUGCAUAUUCACCCAGUUGCAUGAAACAGCCUACCAGUUGGAGCUAUGAAGAUAAUAGUUUUCGGCCAAGUCGACCGCUAAUUUCCAAUGACUUUAGUCAGCAUGUCCCUUAUGGACAGCAUACCAGACCUAGCAUGAUCCAGCAGCGUGAAUAUCCCAGUGACGAAUCACGUAAGGGUCCUGGUUUCAUAGAACAUGGAGUUCAAAGAGGCGCUUAUCACUCCGAAUUCGAAGUAAAUGAACCAGUUCUUGAUUCAAAUGAAGAGUUCACAGAAGAAAGUGCUUAUCCAGGUUGGCCUAGGAGAAAAAGAAAAAAACGAGGUUGUAAAGCUCCCUCAGGCGAUUCAUAUCAAUAUCUUGACCCUAAGAGUUAUGCACGUCAAAACGUUGACCAGCAAUCUCAACAACCUGUAGAUCUUAUGUCUACGGAGGUUCAUCCAGUCGGUGCUGUAGCUGAAGCGUAUAAAUAUUCUCAAGCUAACCCCCUCAUAUUCAAUCCGGGAGUCCGUGGUAGAUCUCAAAGAAUAACCGGUGGGAGUUCAUCUUAUGACAAUUACAAUUAUCAAUCAUUUGGACCGCAUCAGCCGAAUAAUUUGAAUCUUCAUACCCAAUCUUAUGGUUAUCCCAAUCCAUCUUCAUUUUAUUAGCACUUUUACGAGUAAAAUUUGUGUCCUGUAAGAUUAGUUCAGUUUUUUUCCAACAUAUUUACAUUCGAACAUAUUUUGCUAAAUGUUAUUGUAAUUAAUUUUUUAAACAAAGCGUUUUGCUCAUAUUAACUUUGCUGGGAAAAUGAAAAAAAGCAAAGAGGAUACAAACAAACCUCUAUAAUUUCCUUUCUAUUUAAAAAUGGGUUGAUUUUUUCAGUGUUUGUAUUAUUGUACCGCGUCAUCCUGUGUUGUUAAUUAGAAUUCAUCAUUUUCAACCUCUGGCUAAAAUAACAACAUAAUUCGCUUUAAAACUUGUUCUUUUUUGUUAAAAAAUAUUUUGUGCUGGGGUAUGUGAUGUAUUGGAAUUCCUUUCACUCAAUAUUCUAGCCGUUACAGUUCAACUAGUUUGCUCUUAAUUAUAUUAUCAAGAUUUUGCUGCUAAUAUUGACUCUGUUAGUUAAUAUAGCCGAUUUCCCUUUUAUUUCGUUCCCUGCUUUGGAACAGUAAGCGUGAAGUAUGCUUUUGUUCAAAUUAGUCUAUUAUUUACAGUACCAACCUUUACUCCAAUAAUGGUUCCUACCGAAUGCCGAACUUCUAAUCAUUCAUUGAGUUCAAUACUCUUCCGUAAUGAUGCAAAUUCUUAAUAUCCGCUAUCAUCGAAAUACGUACUGACUACAUAUGUCUUUAAUUUCCUAUUAUGUCAAUCCCACACGUUGUGAAGACUUUUGAAUACAACUGGUGUGACUCCAUAGCUUUGAUAAGUAGUGUUCUUCGAGCACACUUGAAACGAAGAAGGAAGCGUUAUAGUCUAGUAUCAGAUAUUAUCAGAUGGUAUUUAGCUAGGUCAAGUAAACAGUAAACCGUCGAUGAUACUGUCGUUCCUAUUUUAUAGUGAUUACACAAUACUUUGCUUACAAGUAUUUGAUUCUAUCUGCUCUUCGAAAAUAAAACUAUAUGGAAGAUAAAGUAAGUUAUAUAAUGAUUCUUUCUAUUCAUUUACUUAAUAGUUCAGAGUUAACGGUCCUAAAAUCGGUCUAUAAAUAAUUUUAGGAUCUUAAGCUAUCGCAAUUGUUUUCUUCAUACUGCUUUUUGCUAUUUUCGGUCUUUAUAAUUUUCCAGCUGGC
Schistosoma curassoni is the source of this 4098-nucleotide messenger RNA. The record is from the annotation of a GenBank genome assembly. Lineage: Eukaryota; Metazoa; Platyhelminthes; Trematoda; Strigeidida; Schistosomatidae.